AUCCGGGACAUUGGGAGCGGAGCGGCGUGUGGAAAGUGGGUAAGCAGGGCAGCGGAGGGCGGACAGGCGGGUUGAUGACAGCUGUCAGUGCGGACAAAAACACCACGGAUCUCUGAAGAGGAGCCGGAUGGAUCUGCCCUGAACCUCCAGCGCGGACGGGACGACGCCUCGGUUGUAUCGGGGACUACUAGAAGGUGUCGCGGAGGUGUUUACGCACUGUCUUGUGUGUUUUCUGGACUCGUACAUCAUCGGUAGAGCUACAGUUGCAGAGGCAACAUGGGGACACAAGGCUCUGGUAGAAAGCGUGCCCCUUUGAAAGAUCGGUUCUCAGCGGAGGAUGAGACCUUGAGUAGCAUUGCCCGAGAGGCGGAGGCAAGGCUGGCAGCGAAGAGGGCGGCUAGGGCGGAGGCCAGGGAUAUUCGAAUGAGGGAACUUGAACGGCAGCAGAAAGAGCAUUCUUACCACUCAUCUGGCAGUAGCAACAGAAAGUGGGGUCAGAUCCACCAGUGGAUGGCUGACUCUGAAAAAGCCAGAACCUCUAGUAGUAGUAGGUCCAGCAGUCGUCACCGGGGGCUGGAUGAUGAUGUCAUGUCAGUCCGCAGCUACAGGUCAACUUCAUCAGCAGUACGCGACCUUGGUUCUAGUACAACUCGAUCCAGUUCCCGUAGAAAAGAUGCCCUGUCUGACAGCCUCUCCACUAGCUCUGCCCUCAGGAGUUCCCGCUCCACUAGUUCUGUGUACAAUGACCUUCAUGGCCAUAAAAAGGCUUCAUCCAGCUCCUCGAGGAAGGACCUGCUGACUGGUCUGUACCAUGAUCAGAGGAACUACACCAGCCUCACCAAGAACAAACCUCUGUCCUCCACCUCCUCCUAUCAGCCUCCGCCCUCCACCUCCACCUCCACCUAUCAGCCUCGGGCCACCACUUCCUCGUCCUCCACCACGGGUACAGGGCUGUCUCGCAGCCACAGUAUGGCCUCUAUUUGUGACAACACGGGUCUUUACGGCUCGGGCUACAGUUCAAGAGCUCCCUCUGAAUACAGCUGGUACUCCUCUGGUGCCAGCUCCACCCGCAGCAGCCCUGCGUCUUCCUCAGAUGAUGACACUGUCAGCAGCGUGUCCCAGGAACGCUUCAACAGAGGCCGCAGGGACAGUGUGUCGUCCGACUUCUCAGACAUUAGUGAGUCAGCUGCUGAUUAUUUCAGCCGCUCCAACCGAAGGGGCAGUAUUGUGUCUGACCUCGAUGAUUUGAGCAUUCCAGAUCUGGACGCUCUGGAUGACAAAUGCGACAAGCAGUAUACAGAUUACAGUCGGCCGUCUUCACGCUGUGCCACCCCAGGCCUCUCAGCAGCCACGUUGGCAUCACUGGGUGGCACCUCGUCACGGCGCGGCAGCACAGACACCGGCAGCGUCUAUGAUGCUGACACCAGUCUGAGUGAGCUUAGGGAUAUCUAUGAACUAAAGGACCAGAUUCAGGAUGUAGAGGGGCGUUACAUGCAAGGGCUUAAAGAGCUGAAGGAGUCACUUGCAGAGGUGGAGGAGAAGUAUAAGAAAGCCAUGGUAUCGAACGCGCAGAUGGAUAACGACAAAGCCAACCUCAUCUAUCAAGUCGACACGCUAAAGGACGUCAUAGAAGAGAUGGAGGAGCAAACGUCCGAGAUGAGGAGAGAGCUGGAAGAAAAGUCAAAGGAAUUAGAAAGGCAAAAGCACACAUGUACAGUCCUGCAGCAUAAACAAGAAGAACUGAAGGAGGGAAUUCGCCAGAGAGAUGAGCUUAUAGAGGAGAGCCAGCGAAUGCAGACUAAGUUAGAUGCCCUCACCAGAGAGGUGUUUGACCUGCAGGAAACUAUAAACUGGAAGGACAGAAAGAUUGGGGCCCUAGAGAGGCAGAAAGAGUACUUUGAUUGCAUUAGGAAUGAGAGAGAUGAGCUCAGAGAUGAGCUCGCUGACAUCAAGGAGAAGGCCAAAGCAGGAGAGAAACACGGGCUGGUUAUCAUCCCAGACGGCACACCGAACGGAGACGUCAACCACGAGCCCGUGUCCUCGGGGAUCACUGUGGUCUCCCAGGAGGCCGCCCAGGUGCUGGAGUCUGCAGGAGACGGACCGCUGGAUGUCAGGCUACGGAAGUUGGCAGAGGAGAAGGAUGAACUGUUGGCUCAGAUCAGGAAGCUGAAGAAUCAGCUGGAGGAAGAGAGACAGAAACACUCAAAGGUGGACAGUACGUUCACGGACGGGGAGAGGAUGGAGAACGGUACUGACCUGCACGUUAUUGAGAUGCAGAGAGACGCCAACAGACAGAUGAGCGAAUACAAGUUCAAGCUUUCUAAGGCAGAACAGGAAAUGGGCACAAUGGAGCAAAAUAUUAAUAGACUUGAAGGGCAAGUGUCCAGGUACAAGACAGCGUCAGAUAACUCGGAGAAAGUAGAAGACGAACUUAAAGCGGAAAAACGGAAACUUCAAAGAGAGCUACGCACGGCUCUAGAUAAGAACGAGGAGAUGGAGAUGACCAACAACCACCUAGUAAAGCGCCUUGAGAAGAUGAAGGCCAACAGGAACGCCCUUCUGUCGCAGCAGUGAGGCAAGGCAGCGUCACCACAGAAGCCCUUAAACUCGCACCUCAGACCUCUUGACUGCCAUAUUUGCAUCUGGAGCACAUUUCCAUUUUCAACUGUAACACUUUAAAAUUUGUAGCUAACCAAAAAAACACUUGUAGCACAGGAAGAGAAACAAAACGGAACUGUGUCUGUUUUCUUUUAAAACCCUGAAGUGUUGGUUUGAGCUGGCGAGCUGCCAGUGUUUUGGGAGGAAUGACUCUAAAUAAAACUUUAAAGUUGCUGGGAGAUACAACCGAGGAAAGAUCUCUUGUCACUACUUAAUUUUUCUGACCUUUGUACUACAUCAUGUUAUCCAGGAGAUUUUCUUUCCCUCUGGCUGGGUGCUUGGCUGUAUUGUUUUGUUUAUUAUUCUUUUUUUUCUUUUUUUUUUUGAUAAGUUGCAUGAAUGAGUAUAAUGAUGCUUUUUAAACUAUUCAACCCUCACAGCUGCUCCAGCCCUGCACCUUCUCUGCUUCCCCUCACACAGUGAAGUGCCUUCUCACACUAGGAGACAGGGGGUCUGCGCCGCUCCAUGAAACAAUAAUAGUUUUAACAGGUACAGAAUGAUGUAUUUAAGAAGAGGUGCGGCCGUCAUCUGAAAAUAUAUAGAACCAACUUUGUCUGCUGCGGUUUCAUUGAAAUUUUUUCAAAUAUUUAAAAGAUUUCUUGAAAAUAAAUGUGUAAUUUACAGAACUGUG
This is a messenger RNA of Hippoglossus stenolepis (Pacific halibut), 3289 nucleotides long. RefSeq names its product leucine rich repeat (in FLII) interacting protein 2 (gene lrrfip2). The transcript is spliced from 27 exons. Gene Ontology annotation, biological process: regulation of DNA-templated transcription. The coding region runs from base 277 to 2574 and encodes 765 amino acids. NCBI's taxonomy places the organism in Eukaryota, Metazoa, Chordata, Actinopteri, Pleuronectiformes, Pleuronectidae. The record is from RefSeq and is a predicted model, not a curated record.